CUACAUAGCAUCAAGAAUACCUAAAGGUUUUUUAAGGCUUCUUUCUCUCUUUCCUGUCUUCUAUCUCUUCAUAAUCCUUCCUUUUAACCUCACCACUGCUCAUCUCUGUGGCCCAACUGCUUUCUUCCUCACAUGGCUUGCCAAUUUCAAGCUCCUCCUCUUUCUUUUGAUCAAGGCCCCUUAUCACCAUCACCAUUGAAGCUUUUCCACUUCAUCUCCUUAGCUUGUCUUCCUAUAAAACUCACCAACUCCAAAAAUAACACUAACCGAUACUCAGUUUCCACUAGAUCAUUUCUUUUAGCCAUUAAAGUUAUUCUUUUUGCUAUUAUUUUUCAUAGCUAUAGCUAUAAACAAUUCAUGUACCCUUAUGUUAUUUUGAUUCUUUAUUGCUUACACCUUUAUAUUGAACUAGAGCUUGUUCUAGCCAUAUGUGCCGCUCCGGCUCGAGCCCUUUUUGGGUUCGAGCUCGAGCCGCAGUUCAGUGAGCCUUACCUGACUACCUCACUGCAAGACUUUUGGGGCCGUAGAUGGAAUCUUAUGGUCACGAGUAUUCUACGUCCGACCGUAUACAAUCCAAUACGAGAUCUAUCGAUUCGUCUAAUUGGGCCCGUGUGGGCCUCGUUGCCAGCUGUCUUCGUGACAUUUGUUGUCUCGGGUUUAAUACAUGAGCUUCUUUAUUUUUAUCUAACACGUGUGAGUCCUACGUGGGAGGUGACGUGGUUUUUUGUCUUGCAUGGAAUAUGUGUGGCUAUUGAGGUGGCGGUGAAGAGGGUGGUCAAGGACAGAUGGCGGUUGCAUCCGGUGGUCUCCGGGGCGUUGACGAUUGUAUUUGUGGCGGUUACCGGUUUAUGGCUGUUUUUCCCUCAGUUAACAAGAAAUGGAGUGGACACGAAGGUCAUUAAAGAAUUAUCAAUUGUAGUAGAUUUUGUUAAGCACAACUUAAGCACUCUUUCAAUGUUUAAUUAGGAUAUAUAGAUUUUUGAUUUUCAAGUCCUUUCCCAUUGUUUUAUGCAGCGAAUUUUUUUUAUUUCAUUUUAAUUUUACU
Molecule: messenger RNA, 1045 nt
Organism: Jatropha curcas
Lineage: Eukaryota; Viridiplantae; Streptophyta; Magnoliopsida; Malpighiales; Euphorbiaceae
Product: putative long-chain-alcohol O-fatty-acyltransferase 5
Biological process (GO): lipid metabolic process
Source: RefSeq, a predicted model, not a curated record